Diospyros lotus (date-plum) is the source of this 648-nucleotide messenger RNA. RefSeq lists its product as uncharacterized. Lineage: Eukaryota; Viridiplantae; Streptophyta; Magnoliopsida; Ericales; Ebenaceae. Bases 1 to 648 code for a protein of 215 amino acids. The transcript has a single exon. The record is from RefSeq and is a predicted model, not a curated record.
AUGGCAGAGAAGCCUCAGGUUCAUCCAGAGCUUCCCCAGUCCGAUCAUCCCAUGGCCAAGCAUGACGCAGAGGCUGUCGUGGCUCUGCCCGACGACGAGCUCCGCCGCCAGAAGCGGAUGAAGUGGCUGCUCUAUAUAGUAGCCUUCGUCAUCUUCCAAACCGGCGUCAUAGUUCUCUUCUCCAUGACGGUGAUGAAGUUCAGAACGCCGAAGUUUCGGGUCCGAGAGGCCACUUUCGGCGCUUUCGAGGUUCAAACAUCCAACGCUUCGUUUAAUCUGAGAAUGAACGCUCAGCUUGGGGUGAAGAACAACAAUUUUGGUCCCUACAAGUUCGACAACACCACCAUCUUCUUCUACUACAACGGUACCCAAGUCGGCAGAGGCGCCGUCAGCAAGUCCAAGGCCAAUUUCCGAUCUACCAAGAAGCUGGACGUUGCGGUGGACUUGGUUGCGCCGGCGAGUCUGGCAGGCAAUUCAGAAUUGGAGAGGGAGUUAAGUUCUGGGAUUCUACCAUUAACGAGCGCGUCUAAGCUGGAUGGGAAGGUGACCAUAAUGUUCAUGUUGAAAAAGAAGAAAUCUGCAGAAAUGAAUUGCAACAUGGAAGUCAACACCAUCACCAAGCAGCUACAGAAUGUGAAAUGCAGAUAA